AAAUAGAACUAUGGAGUCUUUGGUAUCUGUGCCGUUCGUGUUCUUAGAAUGUCCACAUUUGAAGUUAAAGAAGCCAUCCUGGUUACGCAUGCCCUCGCCAAUGUUCAUGUUUGCAGUUGUUGUUAUCGCUUACUUUCUCUUUACAGCAGGGAUAAUUUAUGACGUAAUUGUGGAACCUCCAAGCAUCGGGCAAACAACGGAUCCUCACACAGGGCAUACUAAACCGGUAGCAUUUAUGCCAUAUCGUAUCAAUGGCCAGUAUAUCAUGGAAGGACUGGCAGCUAGCUUUCUGUUCACUGCUGGCGGAUUUGGAUUCAUAAUCCUGGACAAGAGCAACGGGGCAAAUUUGAACAGACUGUCGCGCACUCUUCUCAUAUUCACAGGUGCAGCAAUGGUGUUGAUUAGCUUCUUCCUCAGUCGAGUAUUUAUUGGUAUGAAGCUUCCAGGCUACAUGAGCUGAUCUGACGUAUAAUACAUACGAGACACGAGCUGGAAAACAUCCAUUGAACUGUCUUUUGUGAACUUAAUCAUGGAAAAUUUUGUCCUUAUUGCUUAUUGUAUAAUGUUUUGGUUGGUAGUCUCAUGAUCUGAAAGUAAUUUGUGGUAAAAUAUAAGAAUAGAAAAUAAAAUAUAAAAGGUAUAUGCUGUAAAUAAAACUUCCGAUUUCAAUAAAUUGGGUAGUCAUCUUGAAGUGUCUUAUUUUUGGGUUUUGUAUUUAUGUACGGAAAUUAAGAUUUUUGUCUCUA
Messenger RNA from Symsagittifera roscoffensis, 746 nucleotides. Its product is annotated as oligosaccharyltransferase complex subunit ostc-like. Gene Ontology annotation, cellular component: oligosaccharyltransferase complex. The record is from RefSeq and is a predicted model, not a curated record. Bases 11 to 460 code for a protein of 149 amino acids. The transcript has 4 exons. NCBI's taxonomy places the organism in Eukaryota, Metazoa, Xenacoelomorpha, Acoela, Convolutidae.